CUACAAGGGUCCAGUUCAGUUUUAAUUCUGUCUCUAAUCUCUGCAACAGCGGCGCUUCCUGGGUCCCGUGGCUCCCCUGCCCACUCAGCUGCGCCUGGCUUUCUGAGCUCAAAUCAGAGCCUGCCCUGCCCCAACACCCACCAUGGAAACCCUCCAAGAAAAAGUGACCCCGGACGCAAGUGCCUGAGAAUCCCGCACAAAAGAGGUGCCCAAAAUGAAGACUCUGAUGCGCCAUGGUCUGGCAGUGUGUUUAGCGCUCACCACCAUGUGCACCAGCUUGUUGCUCGUGUACAGCAGUCUUGGCGGCCAGAAGGAGCGGCCCCCGCAGCAACAGCAGCAGCAGCCGGCAGCGGCGACUGGCAGCGCGCAGCCCUCGGCGGAGAGCAGCCCCGCGCCGCGCCCUGGGCCCCCAGCUGGACUCCGGCCGCUGGAUGGAUACCUUGGCGUGGCGGACCACAAGCCCCUGAAAAUGCACUGCACGGCCUGUGCUCUGGUGACAAGUUCAGGGCACCUCCUGCGCAGCCGGCAAGGCCCCCACAUUGACCAGACCGAGUGUGUCAUCCGCAUGAAUGAUGCCCCCACGCGGGGCUAUGGGCGCGACGUGGGCAAUCGCACCAGCCUGAGGGUGAUCGCCCAUUCCAGCAUCCAGAGGAUCCUGCGCAACCGCCAUGACCUGCUCAACGUGAGCCAGGGCACUGUGUUCAUCUUCUGGGGCCCCAGCAGCUACAUGCGGCGUGACGGCAAGGGCCAGGUCUACAACAACCUGCAGCUCCUGAGCCAAGUGCUGCCUCAGCUAAAAGCCUUCAUGAUCACGCGCCAUAAGAUGUUCCAGUUCGAUGAGCUCUUCAAGCAGGAGACAGGAAAAGACAGGAAGAUCUCCAACACUUGGCUCAGCACAGGCUGGUUCACAAUGACAAUCGCACUGGAGCUCUGUGACAGGAUCAAUGUUUAUGGCAUGGUGCCCCCCGACUUCUGCAGGGAUCCAAACCACCCUUCAGUACCUUAUCACUAUUAUGAACCAUAUGGGCCUGAUGAAUGUACAAUGUACCUCUCCCAUGAGCGUGGACGAAAGGGAAGUCACCACCGCUUCAUCACAGAGAAACGAGUCUUUAAGAACUGGGCACGGACAUUCAAUAUUCACUUUUUUCAACCAGACUGGAAGCCAGAAUCACUUUCUGUGAAUCAUCCUGAGACUAAGCCUGUGUUCUGAGGAUUAAGUAUGACAGACGAAAAUCCCAAGUGCUCACUGUAUCAGGCACUGUGGCACUGAACUUCCUAACCCACCAGACACAAGAUGAACUGGUAGGAAAGAUUAUGUUCAACAAGUACCAUGUACCAUGUACAGAUGCCGAUGAAGCAUGACUACAAAGCAGUGUAGUUGGUUUGUAAGGGAAAAUUCCAGAAUUAAUAAAUUACCAUGAGUGUUGUCCCUUUCAAAAGGGAUUAUUUUAGGAGCUGAACAUCCAUUUCAAUGAUGCUGCCAUGGCUAAAGACAUUUUGGACCUCUUUAAAUAUUUCCUUUAAGACUGAUAUAUGAACAAUUCAACAAUAUUCGUUUAUAGAAAUGCCAAGUCAGAAACCAUUUUUCUAUCAACUUGUAUCCUAACUUGAUCUAUAACCUUGGUCAUCUGUUGGAUUCUGUAUGUGUGAUUUGUAAAAAGCUGCCUGAAAGUAUGAACAUGAAUUCUGAAGAGCACAUCACCACUGACUUUCAUAAAGUAAUUACCCAA
Erinaceus europaeus (western European hedgehog) is the source of this 1730-nucleotide messenger RNA. RefSeq names its product ST6 N-acetylgalactosaminide alpha-2,6-sialyltransferase 5 (gene ST6GALNAC5). Gene Ontology annotation, molecular function: alpha-N-acetylgalactosaminide alpha-2,6-sialyltransferase activity. The coding region runs from base 215 to 1210 and encodes 331 amino acids. The record is from RefSeq and is a predicted model, not a curated record. Lineage: Eukaryota; Metazoa; Chordata; Mammalia; Eulipotyphla; Erinaceidae. The transcript has 5 exons. Gene Ontology annotation, biological process: oligosaccharide metabolic process; ganglioside biosynthetic process.